AUGGCUCGCGAUGAUAUCUCCGACUUCGUCACCUUCGCUCCCUCCCCCUAUUCCACCAACCGACACAAACGAAACGCCUCAGUCCCGGAAUUUCCGGAGCUCCGUUUGAUGUUCUCCCCGCCGAAACCCGCUUCUUCUCCAUUCCUCGCUCCAGCACCAGCACCAGCACCAGCAGCAGCAGCAUCACCCCCGCCGCUAGCGCCAGUAGCAACAGCAGCACCAGCAGCAGCGGAAUCGUUGAUGACGUCAGCCGCGCCGCUUCACGAGCGUUACUUCAAGAAGCGAAUGAUUGGUCAGGGUCACUUCGGGCAGGUUUGGGCAGUCGAGGAUCGGAUAACGCGGAGAACGUUCGCUUGCAAGAGCAUUCCCAAGAACAGCGCCAAGUUCGGCGAGGCGGAGAUGAAACGCGAGAUCGCCGCGAUGAAACGCGUGUCGGGCCACGAGAGCAUCGUACAGUUACAAUCCGUGCACGAGGAUUCGGAAUCCAUGCACCUUGUCAUGGACUACUGCGACGGUGGGGAGCUGUACGAGGCGGUGGAACGACAGGGAAGGUUCCCGGAAAAAGAGGCCGCGAGGGUGUUUAAGCAGCUCGUGUCGGCCGUCGCGUAUUGCCACUCGCAGGGCGUCAUGCAUCGAGACGUCAAGCCGGAAAAUAUUCUCCUCUCCGCGUCGGCAGCGUCGGCAUCCUCGUCCGCGUCGUCGUCUGCCAGCGCUCGUUCCGGCGGGAAUUCCGGCGCGGUCUCCGGCACGGAUUCCGUCCCUGCGGCUCCUGGUAAAGGCGUUGCGGCGCCGCGCGAAGCAGUCAGGGUGAAGCUCGCGGAUUUCGGGCUCGCGGUUCUCCUUGCCAAGGGCGAAAAAGCCUCGGGAAUCGCGGGAUCGCCGCUAUACAUGGCUCCCGAGGUUGUUUCUAGCGAGUACGACUUUGCCGCGGACGUAUGGUCUCUCGGCGUGGUGCUUUACAUUCUGCUCUGCGGCGCGCCGCCUUUCGGCGGGAAGGACGACGCGCAAAUCAUGCACUCGAUCUGCCACGACGAGCCGGAUUUCUCCUCGCCUACGUGGCAGAGCGUGUCGGCGGAAGCUAAGUUGUUCGUCCGGUGCCUCUUAGCUAAAAACCCCGCGCGCCGCCCUCCGGCGUACAAGCUCCUGGCGCACCCGUGGAUCCUCGUGCACACGCGCGGCGGGCGGAUCGUACGGCGGAAGGUGUUCGCGAUGAACGGACGGCAGGCAAGGGCGGGCGGCAUGAGCGCCGCGGUGACCGGCGGGUUCGCGUCGCCCCUGCGACCACGAACUGGGCCUCACGCGGGGUUCGCGGUGGGAACGCCGGUGCGGUCGUGUGGGUCGACGAGCGUCGCCGCAGCGCUUCUUUCUCCCCUGCCGACUGCUGCUCUGCCGGCAGCGAUGACGCCAGCAAUGGCGCCGCUCCUGUCCCCGCAGAUUGGAGUAACGCCGAUUCUGGGAAGAAUUGCGGCGAUGCGCGUGGCUGGGUCGCCGUCGCCUCUCUCCGCGCCGUCAGUUCCGCCGUCUCCCGCGGGGCACGCGCAGUGGGUUGCGCCAUCGCCCGUGUUUGGAUCGCCGCUGGGAGGAGGGGGCAAUGCCGUGGUGGUGGGUUCUCCGUGGUCGGCUGUGGUUGACACGUCGCCGUUUGUCUGCCGUACUGCGCCGGUACGGUGCCAGCAACCGUUCCCGCCACAACUGCCGCAGCAGCAGCAGCAGCAGCAGCAGCAGCAGCAGCAGCAGCAGCAGCAGCAGCAGCAGCAGCAGCAGCAGCAGCAGCAGCAGCAGCAGCAGCAGCAGCAGCAGCAGCAGCAGCAGCAGCAGCAGCAGCAGCAGCAGCAGCAGCAGCAGCAGCAGCAGCAGCAGCAGCAGCAGCAGCAGCAGCAGCAGCAGCAGCAGCAGCAGCAGCAGCAGCAGCAGCAGCCGCAGCAGCAGCCGCAGCAGCAGCAGCCGAUGCAGAGUCAGGAAGGAUCCUCUAUCCCUACCCCUCCCACUUCCGGAGAAUUUCAGCUUCCGCCAGCCGCGUUUCCUGCUGCUGCUGCUACCUCCGCUCUGCCCGUCGCUUCUCUCUCUGCUCUUUCAGCUGCCUGCGACACCUCCGUUUCCUCCUGUGCAUCUGCGUCCGCCUCUCAAUCCUCCUCAUCCUCUACAAUCCCCUCUGCUGCUUCUGCUGCUCCUACAGCUGCUCCUCCUGCUGUUGCACAGCUGUCUAAGGCGAGUGUGCCUUCCUCGGUCCCUGCUUUGACGCCCAUUUCUCCUGAUGUAACUCCGGUGCUCGGUCCAUCCCUUCCCAGCACAGUGCUCAGCCCGCUGACUGCCCCGCUGCCAUCAACACAACUGCAAAACAGCAACCCGAAAGCAUGCGGUAACCUUGUUACAGCAGCAUGUGCCAGCACGAUGCUGACGCUUGGAAAUGUACAUGGCGUGGUGCAUUUGAAGGGAGUUGCUACUGGUGCUGGACCAUCUUUCAGCACUCUUGCUGAUGAGAGCUGGGGGUCAGUCGGGUCUGCUGGGGGUCUUGCUCCGGCUUCUGCUGCCCUCACUUCCAUGGCAUCUGGUUCGGUUUCUUCUGCUGAUUUGGUUUUGAACGGUGGUGGCAUGACAGGCGGUCCAGCAGGAUUGGUGGAUAUGCCCGGCAUGUCGUCGCUCAGGCGUUGUCUUUUUGCGUGA
Closterium sp. Yama58-4 is the source of this 2664-nucleotide messenger RNA. Lineage: Eukaryota; Viridiplantae; Streptophyta; Zygnematophyceae; Desmidiales; Closteriaceae. The record is from the annotation of a GenBank genome assembly.